GCGAGCGAGGGAGAGAGAGAGAGAGGGAGAGCGCUCGGUUAUUUCUCCCGGGCUCCGACCGAGCCUGUGUGGUCUGUUGAGCUGGGAUGUCCUCUCAUACACUGUUGCUAAGGAAAUGGAUGGCAUGAAUGGACCCGCUGAAUUCUCUUCCUCGCCCCCUCGUCAGCCUACUGUCUUUCAAUGUGUGACUGUGUGUGUUUACAGGAAUCACUGCGAACAACGUGACGCGUCAGCGCCAGCUCUGCACCAGCCGGGUCCAGUGGAGCUGCGGCUGAAGAACUGAGGAACUGGGGAUUUUGACUGGCAGUUGGAACGCCACCAAGGGAGGGGAGAGAGGCGGCUGGGCAGUGGGGUCGACGAGCCUGGCUGGCACUGGGUGAAUGCUGCCAGGCGAGGACAAGGGCUGAGGCGGCAGCAGCAUCGACUUUUAAAAGGAGCAUGGCAUCCACGGGCAUGCAGAUAUUUGGAUUUGUCCUGGCACUGUUGGGCAUCAUGGGUGCUAUGGUGGCCACUGUGCUGCCCAACUGGAAGGUCAGCGCAGAUGUGGGCUCCAACAUCAUCACAGCAAUCUCCCAGAUGCAGGGACUGUGGAUGGACUGCACAUGGUACAGCACAGGCAUGUUCAGUUGCACACUUAAGUAUUCGGUGCUUUCGCUACCUGCGUAUUUGCAGACUGCCCGCACCACCAUGGUGCUGUGCUGCGUACUGGCUGCCAUGGGCCUCUGCCUUGCAUCCCUGGGACUAAAAUGCACACGUUGGGGAGGUGGACGGCGCUCCAAGCGGCAUGCUGCGAUCGCCAGUGGUGGCUGCUUUGUCGCUGCAGGCUUUCUGUGUCUGGUGCCUGCUUCCUGGUUUACCAACGAGGUCAUCACCAACUUCCUGGACUCCAGUGUGCCCGAGAGCAAUAAGUUUGAGCCUGGCGGUGCUGUGUAUGUUGCCUUUGUUUCAGCAGGAUUCCUCUUCGUUGGGGGGUCCAUCUUCUGUAUGUCCUGCUCAGGGAAGAGGCAUGGCCCCCAGGACCUGGUUCUGCUCCCUCCCCCAGACAAAUUGCUGCUCCAGCAGCAGCAGCAACAGCUGCUCCAGCAGCAGCAGGAGCUCCAGCACCAGUACUGCUCUCUCUCCCCAUUAGACAAUAAGACUGGCUACAGCCUGCAGGACUAUGUGUAAUAAAGCAGCGCUGUGUACGCUACGGCUAAAGGGAGAUGAGCCUGAGGGGGAAACCAUCACGGCUUAUGCUAGACACUAGGCUCUAUUCUAGAUGGAGGUGGAGAAAAAAUGAGGGAGGAGGGCAACAACUUUGAAUUCAUUUUCCCCUUCUCCUCUAUCUGGCUCUUCUCCUUUUUUCUGUUUUGCAAGCACAAGCAGUGGAGGUAUUCCCUGAGCAGCACCUUGGAACAAACAGCGUGAAUGUGUAAGGAGCAAGGAUAAGGUGCUGCAGAAUCGAAGGAAGCCGCUAACCAAAUGCAGACAUCCUUCAUCAGUAAAUCACAGAAAGAGGUCCCUGGGGAAUGGAUUAAGCAAAUAAGGAGGGCUCCCGAGUAGAUUUUUUUUCCUCACCAAAGGUUUGAAUUGAAAUAAGAUUUUAAAAAAAGCAAUCAUUUAGCUGCUAUUUACAAUCGUUUGGUACACUCCCAUUUGACAAAAUAGGCAACAUAAUGCCUGAGAGCAGUAGGUGGAAGUCCUCUCAUAGCAAGCCAUUGUAGUUUUUCGUAUACUUAUCCACUAGAAUGCUACGUGGAACUGAAAUAAAUGGUCAUAUUUUUGUUAGCUACUAGAAUGAUGUUGAUAUUUUGCCUCUAAAGCAUGCUGUGUGGAGCCUGUCUGUGUAUUAAUACAGCGGAAUGCCUGGUAGAAGACUGAGACAUAGCCACACAAUGCCUGUGCCUGAAAAGCUGUAGAAACAUUACCCUGCUGUAACUGUUCAAAGAGGACUGUCAGGAGGAAUAGAUGUGGGCUGCUGGGCUGGACUGGAGACUGAAAAUGCAGACAAACAGAUGCCUGCUUCCUUCUCUGCAGGUGGAAAUAUGAGAGAGAUGGAGAGAAAACUGAUAGAAAAGGUCCAAUCCAUCAGCAGAGUGGACUAUCUCAUAUGCUGCUUUCAUUUUUCCAUCCAGACAAAAACAUCCUGCCUGUAAGUAGCAGCUACCCAUCCCAAUCCAUUCCUGCACGCCCUCAGACAUGCACACCCACACACUUACUCACGCUCUUGUGUGUCUUCGUGAACACAGUAAACACUCAGACACGCCGGCUUUAUGCAUGUGCUUUUCACUCCUGUCAUCCUCCUCCACACUGCCAUGGAAACAGAAUUCAGCAUUCAAAUAUCUUUAUUGUCUGGGGAUAUGUGCAUGUCAGUCAGUGAUUUGAAGUUGUUUGGGGAGGGGGGGUCUCUUUCCCUCGCCAUGGCUCCAUAAGCUUUAAUCAGAGCCUCUGCUCACACUACUUUCACUAAUCCCCUUUAUUAGUCGGUGACAUGAGGCAGCAUCCUUGUUUUGUGGUCAGAGGGUUUUUGGAAAAUGCUCUUCUCUGCUGCCCACUGCUGUGGUGUCCAUACCACGCGAGUAGUCUCACAGGGAUGAGCAGAUGUUUAAUGGUGCAGUGGCAGAGGAGCAAAAAAGAAGCAGAGUGGGAGAAGCUUCUUGAGUCAUGGUCGACUGGGUUGCUGUGUGGCAGGCAGCUAAAAAAGGUUUGAGUCAUUCUCCAUAUGUGACUUGUUUUCCAAGUGCGUCAGCAGUGCGCAUACGCUACCAGCAUGCACCUGCAGAAGGUCUCAGUGUCUUAAAUUGCGGCCACUUGGCUAUGCCACCGUUCCUCUGUUUCCUACCUGUCAGUCUGAUCUUUUUUUUUUACCCACUCCCUGUCCUGCUUGUGUCACAUGUCACAUGGAUUAUCACUGACAAGAGAACGCUGAUGCAUGUUGAAAGCAUGGCUGCCCAACACACAUACACGUCAGACACACAUAAACAAAACUCCCACCUACUCAUAUGUCAGCAGCACUGUAGCGCUUUUAAACGGCCGUGUACCAGAGUGUGUCUGUGUUUUUUCUGAGGGGAGGAUAUUGGAGGAAUAUUGUUUUUGGUGCUCGAGACAGGCCUUGGCAGUGAUGUAUAAAAAUGCACAUUCCCUCCUUCUCUCUCAUAAACAUGCAGCUUCCUGGGGGAGAGCAGAUGGCUAAGCCCAGCUCGCCACCUGCAGGCUGCUGCCUGCACGCUACGGGCAUCUCUGUGGGCACCACUGCCGGCCCUGGCAGCCCUCUAGGGUCAGGUUUCUACCCCACCCUGAGCUAACCAUCUUGUCCAGCACAGGCUUUAGCCGACAGAACUGGCCUCCUGACAAUAACUCACUGCCCAGGCACCAUAACCAAUGCAAUAAACAAAGUAAAGAAUGUGCCAUGUCAUCAACUAAUACUGACACGAUAUGUGUUUCGAGAAUGUGCCAAAUCGUCUCAUGAUGACACGUUUUAAUACUAUCUGGAGUUCUUUCUGUUUAUUUUUUUAUUGCGUUGUUUGUACAUGAAUUAUACAUUAGCAAAUGUUUUAUGGAUUUGUGAUUUGUUCUGCCAGAUUAAGUCUCAAGUCGACUGGAUGCUUGUGUACAGUCCAGUGCAGCUUUCGAGGGUUAUUUUAAAUCCUCUUUAUUCCUCAUUUCCCAAAGCACAGCAAGACUUCACUGGGCAUGAGAGUUUCAUUGGGAAGA
Lates calcarifer (barramundi perch) is the source of this 3693-nucleotide messenger RNA. RefSeq names its product claudin-20. Lineage: Eukaryota; Metazoa; Chordata; Actinopteri; Centropomidae. Gene Ontology annotation, molecular function: structural molecule activity. Gene Ontology annotation, cellular component: plasma membrane; bicellular tight junction. The transcript is spliced from 2 exons. Bases 439 to 1167 code for a protein of 242 amino acids. Gene Ontology annotation, biological process: cell adhesion; bicellular tight junction assembly. The record is from RefSeq and is a predicted model, not a curated record.